Molecule: messenger RNA, 2567 nt
Organism: Trichomycterus rosablanca
Lineage: Eukaryota; Metazoa; Chordata; Actinopteri; Siluriformes; Trichomycteridae
Gene: irgq1
Product: immunity-related GTPase family, q1
Exons: 3
Coding region: 105-1547 (480 amino acids)
Cellular component (GO): membrane
Molecular function (GO): GTP binding
Source: RefSeq, a predicted model, not a curated record
AGUUUAUCUAGUUUUCUGUUGUUACUUCCUAUUUAAAAGUCGCUGUAAGCAUCAACACUUUCACUUUCAUUCUAUUGUUUGUAGUAGCUUGUUAUGUAAAUAAAAUGGACUUCGGACUUAUGGUACCACCAAAGAUCCCAGAGGAGCACCUCAGCGAAAUUAUAAAAGCCGUGCAGUCUAUCGGACCGGAGGAAAUCGCUAACCAGUUCAUAACUAGUCUGGAAGUGUUCAAUCGCUUUAAGGUUGACAUUGCUGUGACAGGAGAUUCAGGAUCAGGGAAAUCUACACUUAUUAAUGCUCUGCGUGGACUGGACAGUGAUGCUAAAGGAGCUGCACCAACAGGAGUUGUUGAGACCACCAUGGUCCCUGCCAUUUAUCAGUAUCCACAUCAUCCUAGUUUAAGACUGUAUGAUCUGCCAGGAAUGGGCACACUCAAUUUUACCUCAAAAUCCUAUGUAGAGAAAAUGAACUUUGACCUCUAUGACUUGUUCAUUGUUGUGAUUUCUGAGCGAUUCAGAGAAAAUAACACACUUCUGAUUGAUGAAAUACAAAAACGACAGAAGCAUUUUUUUGUUGUUAGGACAAAAGUGGACAAUGAACUGCGUUCCCAGAGUAAAAAACAAAACUUUAACAAAAAUGAUGCCUUGAAACUAAUGGAACAAGACUGUUUGAAAUAUUUAAACGAGAAAAACCUCAAAUCUGAAGUAUUUUUAGUGUCAGCACAUGACCCCCAGAAUUACGACAUGCCAAAAUUUAUUGACACCCUUCAGAAAACAGCCCUGGAACUCAAACGAGAAAUCUUUAUCAGCUUCUUGGACAGUUUGUUUAAGGGAAAUCACAGGAAAGCAAUGACCAUCAAGAACCAUGCUUUUGAGACUGACAAACUCAGAGAAGAAGACCUACAAGAGCUGGAAAAGUUCAGCAGAGGUUCUAACUUUUCAGAUAAGACUAAGGCACUCAGCAUUGUGCUGGAGACUCUGGAUCACUUUCAGCUAGAUGUUGCUGUUUUAGGUGAAACGGGCUCAGGUGGAACCACUUUGGUAAAUGCCAUAACAAGAGAGCAGAAUGGUGCCAGAGUUCCAGCAACAAGUCCUCACUACCCACAUGUCAGAUUCUGGUCUGUAUCAGGAGUAGAGUGUAUUAUGGAAAACUCCUUAAUGGAAAUGAAAGAAAUUAUGGAUCCGUUUGAUUUCUAUUUGAUUUUAAUUACAGAUUGGCAGAAAACACACCACAUAGAGCUUGCCAGAGCUGUAAGAGAGUUAAGAAAGCACUACCAUUUUGUCCAGACUAAGAUUGACUGCUAUUUGCAGCUGCUAGCAGAUUUGGGUUGUCCUGAGACUGAGAUUCUAGAUGGGCUUCGAGCACAGUGUUCUGAAGAGCUUUGUAAAGCUAGAAUUGAGAAAUCACAGCUGUUUCUCAUAAAUAGCUUGGAUAGAAAGGCUGUUGAUUUUGUCAGUCUGGAAAGUGUAUUGUGUAGUGACUUGGAUACUAUAAAGAUCAGCGCUUUUGCUUAUUAUGUAGCUAAAAUUGUGAAACAGAUAUUGUAGCUGCUAAAGAAAAAACAGUUCUAGUAGUCAGAUAUUUUUUAAAAGUGGUUAAAUGCCUUGGAUGGACAAUUUUAAUUAUAGAACUGUAAACCAGAGAUGUUCACAAAUCACAAAAUACGAGUCUGAGUCGAGUCAUGAGUCUUUAAGCUAGAGUCCGAGUCAAGUCACAAGUCUUUAGACUAGAGUCUGAGUCAAGUCACGAGUCAAUAUAAUAUACACAAAACAAAUAUUGGAAAUGUAGCGUAGAAAUAAACAAAUAAUAUGUAAGUUCAGAUAAAAAACAACAACAGAUUAGCGACUGUAUUUUGCCGUUUUACUUUGUGCCUUUACUUUUACUGUCUUAAACUGCCAUUUUGUUUUCAUUGCAAAUUACGGCACAGCGGCCAAAAUCCCAAACACAGCAAAAAAUCCAUAACACUGCUUACCAUAGCUUAUGUUGUUCCAGAUGCUAUUAAAUUUAUAAGCGUGUGUCCCAUUAGGAAUAGAAUCCGCUAUUUUGUAAAUGUGCUUAUAAUUAAAAACCUCCAAACUUUUCCCAGUUGUGAAAUAAAACACAAACUCGUUAGAAAGCCAAUCAAGCGUUUCAUUGACAAUCAUCUGUGUGAUUUGUAUGUUAAGUUGAAAAAAAUCGCUCGUAACCCAAAAUGUUCGUAUGGUAAACGGUUCGUAACUCAAGGGUCUACUGUACAUCCAAAACUUGGCGAGAGUUCUCACACUAACCAAGCGCAAUGCUCACAUCACACCUGUCCUACACACACUGCACUGGCUACCAGUUAUAUACAAAAUCCUUCUGCUUACAUAUAAAGCUUUAAAUGGACUUGCCCCUUAUUUACCUCAGUGAGCUACUCCCCCUGUACUCCAAGAUUUCCAAGAUUUAAACUGUCCACUGUAGGUGGCAGAUCUUUCAGUGCUGCUGCUCCAAAACUCUGGAGUUCUUUGCCGAAAUCUCUCCAUGGCUAUUCUACUCUCUCUUCUUUCAAAACUAAUCUAAAAAACUUUCCUCUUUAACUCUUACUACUC